Messenger RNA from Seminavis robusta, 792 nucleotides. The record is from the annotation of a GenBank genome assembly. Lineage: Eukaryota; Bacillariophyta; Bacillariophyceae; Naviculales; Naviculaceae.
AUGCCUUCCUCUUCAAGUACCGGCCUCCAACUGGCCGUUACCAUUUCGCAGCUGUGGAUGGGCAUUCAGGCGUUUUCUUCUUCGACGCCACAACAACGUCCCUUUGUCGAGUUGACCAAUCCCCUCAUCGACAUUCCCGACCGAUUACCGGCUUCCUUUGUGGCAAACUGGCCCACAUUUGUGUUGGAUGGUAGAAGUUGGACGCGGAUUCCCGACAGUCAUGGUUUCGUCCCUCCCCAUUCUCUGGAAGAGCUCUGGCAACCACAAGACUUGCAAUUGCCCACGUGUCGACUGGCCGUCGGGAUUCACGUGCGCAAUGGCGUCAUUCGACACAUUUUACCAGCCAUUGAUCUCACAUUGGCGGAAGAGCAUCGCAACCGGGGACUCAACAAACUGGAAUCCAUUGAAGCAUCCAUUCAUGCCGCCAUUGAGGCAUUGGCCGACAAUCCACCCGAGGAAUUGGGAGAUGGGUCCAAUGUCAUUCAUGUACUCACACCACCACCACCACCACAACAACAACAAACAGAUGAUGAUAACACCGUGGUGUGUCCUCGACCGGGGAGUGACCUGAGAGUCCUAUUGCGUCAAGAGGAUGGUACUACCGUGGGAGCCUUGCAAGUCAGUGUGGAAAAGACCGCUCCUGGCUCGGAAAGUGAGUAUCUGCCCGAUGUCUACAAGCCAUUGUUUCAAGACGAAGCGCUCCGACGUCCGGCAUUUGUUGAGUCGCGAAAACGAUUGGAACAAAGUCGAGCCUCCAAAGAGCAACGAGAGGCCAACCAACAAGUGGAUUAG